Messenger RNA from Candidozyma duobushaemuli, 1317 nucleotides. Its product is annotated as S8 family peptidase. The transcript has 2 exons. Gene Ontology annotation, biological process: proteolysis. The record is from RefSeq and is a predicted model, not a curated record. Gene Ontology annotation, molecular function: serine-type endopeptidase activity. Bases 1 to 1317 code for a protein of 438 amino acids. Lineage: Eukaryota; Fungi; Ascomycota; Pichiomycetes; Serinales; Metschnikowiaceae.
AUGCAAUUCAGGCUUACCCCACUCGUGCUAGCCAACUUGGCUUCCGCCAUGGUGCUUCCUUCGCUUAACGGUUUUGACGUUGAAUCCGUGUUCGGUCAGAACGCCAUCACCGAAAAGUCCAAGGUGGCCAAACCAUUUGAGAAAACCCGUAACUCGCCAGCUCCUUUGGUGACUGGUUCAAAUGUGGCUCCAAACAGGUACAUUGUGGUGUUUAACGAAGAUGUCCCUGAGGGCGACUUUGCCAUUCAGAAAUCGUGGAUCACCUCGCUUGUGCAAUCCGCCAUGGGCGUGGAAGAAGAUGAAACGCUUUCCUCGUUCCAGCUUCCUUCCUUCCUGGGCUUGCUGGGCGCUUUCAACGACGACUAUGUGGAGGAGGACGGCGUGAUCGACCUCUACGGCACCAAGGUCCAGGAGGACGCCACUUGGGGUAUCUCCAGACUCUCGUCGCGUAAGAACGACCAGGCGUUGGACUCCUACACCUACGAUCCUUCUGGUGGCGAAGGCGUCACUGCUUAUGUCGUGGACACCGGCGUCAAGGUCUCCGACGCUGACUUCGAGGGACGCGCUGUCUAUGGCCAGGCAGUGGCAUUCCCUCACUUGAAAGUGGAUCUUCAUGGCCACGGCUCCCACGUGGCAGGCACAAUCGGGUCCAAGACCUGGGGUGUGGCCAAGCUGGUGGACAUUGUGGCUGUGGGCGUGAUGGGUCCAUUGGGAACCGGUUUGACUUCCGACAUCAUCAAGGGUCUUGAGUUCGUGGUGCUGGACCACCAGAAAAAGAUCAAGGAGAAGAAGAAGGGCUUCAAGGGCUCCACCGUGAACAUGUCUAUUGGCGGUGGUAUCAGUGACGCUUUGGACGCCGCCACCAACGCUGCUGUUAACUCCGGUGUUCAUGUGGUGGUUGCUGCCGGUAAUGACGAUGCUGACGCCUGCGAGUACUCCCCUGCCAGAGCCAGCGGCCCAAUCACCGUUGGUGCUGUCGACAAGUCUGACAACAAGGCUUCUUUCUCUAACUACGGUAAGUGCGUGGACAUCCACGCUCCUGGUGUUGACAUUGAGUCCGUUGGUCUUGUCACUAACCCUACGGUCAUGUCUGGUACUUCCAUGGCCUCUCCACACGUUGCCGGUUUGGCCUCGUACUUGUUGUCCUUACAGCCAGGUUUGGGCUCCGAGUUCAACAGCAACCUCAUCAAGCCCGAUGACUUCAAGAAGAAGCUUAUCAAGUACGGCACCCAGGAUGUCAUUCACGGCCUCAGCGGUGACACCGUGAACAUCCUUGCCUACAACGGUGGAGACAAGCCUACCGAGAUUUGGAACUAA